Messenger RNA from Pisolithus orientalis, 3079 nucleotides. RefSeq lists its product as uncharacterized. The transcript is spliced from 7 exons. NCBI's taxonomy places the organism in Eukaryota, Fungi, Basidiomycota, Agaricomycetes, Boletales, Pisolithaceae. The record is from RefSeq and is a predicted model, not a curated record. Bases 98 to 2647 code for a protein of 849 amino acids.
ACGGACCAUGUACCUGCCCUAAAGCACCCAAAGACACCGACCCCCCAGCCCCACUCUGCAUUCUUUCUCAGGACCUCAGACAUUAUUUGCAGCUGCGAUGUCAACUUCGUCGAUAUUCGAGUCUUACGAUGCACAAAUGAUUGACUUUCCACAUGAUCUUGACGUUCCUAUGAACCCAUCCUCUUCGGAGAUAUUUCCAGAGGCUUCGAUGGACCAUGAUCCAGUCGGGGAAGGCAGCAUAGAAGUGGACAUGGAGGAGUACGGUGGGGAUCACCCAGAAUACGAAAUGGCCGAUGGAAUGGAAAUUUUGGUUACAGGCGAUAUAGGAGAGUCGUUUGAUGUCGAGGUCUUUGACGUCUCUCGUGCCGACACCCCACUUCCUGCCUUCGAACAACAACCGUCGCUACAUCUGGCGGGCGGUGUAUCCAUUGGGUCUGAUCUUUAUCAUUCUGCAGCAGAAGACAUGCCAAAACAAUCUUCGCAUUCCACUGCGCCUUCGGCAAUUGAACACAGUGGAGAUGUCCCCUCAGAGCAACCCGAGCACGGAGUACAUGAUGUGCCCCAGUCGGAACUAUUACCUCUGCAAGAAACUUCCACAAAUACGCAACUGAAUCGUGUUGGACGCACCGCUUCUGACGUUGUCGGGGAAUCUUAUCCUCAUUUAGAGGCUUCACAAAGCCUCUCGCACAAUGGGGCCCUUAAUGUUGAUUCGGAUAGAGACGGGGAACUUCACGGAAAGUCUAGUUCGGGAAUCGCAGACCUACCACAGGUAUCCGAAGAAUCUAAUCCUGGGUAUGAGGUACUACCGACCGCAGUACCUGUUCCUUUAUCCGAUGGUGAUUACACCCCUCUCCAUUCGGAAGUCGUAGCCGACGGCGACCAUAAUGAAUCAUUGGCCCAGGAGGGCGGUCACGAUCCUCCCAGUGCAGACCUUCCACCUGAUUAUGCAGAACGCGCUACUCACUCUGUGGGUAACGUUUCGGAGGAUGUUGGCGUCAGCCAUCUUACUGCAGAAAAGCAGGGAGGGGAGGUUGAUGACACCCUUAAAAUAUCUGAGGGUGUCUAUAUUGACCCACCUCCAGCGGUUCUGUUGUCGGUCGAGUCUUCCGUUGAGGCACUCUUCUGUUUGUUCAAUCAGCCGAUCGCGGAAGUUAGUUCGCAAAGCCCCCCGCAUGAGAGUCGAGAGGGCGCAGUCGGCAGCUACCACCUACUCCUGGAGAGCAGCCCGACCUUGUACUACGAGCCCAUAAGUAACGUAUUCGAUGCUCUUCGUCAAGAUGAAGAGUUUCUCUCCUCCAUCCCCAAUAGUUUUGAAGGUGAACUGGUCUUUGACGCCUACGACUUGCAGUUAACUAUUUCUGAGGAUAACAUUCACGCGCGCGAAUUUAGUUUACAUGACCUGAACGUUUUAUACGAUGGAUCUGACUUUGCAGGACCCUUACGACUGCGGCUUACUGCGACUAUUCCUCGGUUCAUUUUCCGUUACUAUGCUCUCCAAGAACAGAUCCAAAGAUUGGACUUGGCUGUUAGGGCCGCUAGUGAUAAACAGCACAACGAUCAAGAAGACACAAAGGCUAGCGACCAGCAGCAAAGUCACGGCGCUCAAAAUCACGAAGAAGCGACCAUACAUCCUGUCGAUAGCACCGGCGAAUCGGCCGAUGAACCUCCUGUUGCUCCCGAAGGUACUGAUGGUCAGCAGGAGGGACCUCUGUUAUCAGAAGGAGGUGCCGAACUUUUUGUCCCACAAUCAGAGGAGGACGUUGAUCAUCACGCGGUGCCUACUAACGAUGCGCAAGUACUGGAAGAGGAAGGCAACUAUGAAAACUCCAAUCGUGGAGUUGAAGACGCUACCACUGAAGGCAUACUAGAUGCAGAUCAAAUACAUGAAUCGGCCGAUACAGAAGCUACAGUCUCCCCUGUGGAUUUCAGACUUGGUGGCGAGCAAACGAAUUAUGAAGAAUAUCUUCUUCCUGAAGAAUACAACGAGCGAGAAGAAGAGGAUCUAGACGAAGCUGAAGGUGACUCUCAGUUUGGCGAUUCAACACAGUAUGAAGUCGGAGAGGAUGCGGCUGAUGCCCUUGAUGCUUCUGCAGGUGUUCACGAAGUCGGGGCCACUACCGAUGACUCCGAUCCAGGGGCAGUGAUGCCCCAAGCGCUCCGUCGUUCAUCUUCUUCCGAGAGCUCACCCGAGGAGCCAUCUAACUUGGAAGAGCCACAGAUUCCGACUUCUACAACCGAUGAUACACUACCCACAGAAAUUGAGGAAAAUCACGGGAAUAAUGAAGCUUGCCACCAUUCUGAGAAGGACCCUCAUGAGAACGCCACAUCACGUUCGCAUUCCACCCCCACCGAACGAGGUCAUCAACCUGAUCUUUACCUUGACGACCAUGACCACAAAACUGGUGACUACAUUGGCCGGCUAUCUGAUAUAAAUUCCUGUCAGGCUGACGGGGAUGAGUGGGGAUGGGUCGAUGCCGAUGGUGAGGACGACGAUGAGUACUGGGCUGAGCAGGAUGCUGUUUCAGACAAGAGUACUGCCACGCUUUCCAGCCAACUCUCUUGUAAGAGGGGUUUUGAUGAGGUUGAUGAAGACCUGGGGCACCCACCUCCUAGCACACCAGAACCAAAAAGAGCUCGAGUUGAGUGAGGUCAACACUCAUCCGGCCAGAUGACGUUGCUGGCUGCAUCCAGUACUUUAAGUUAUUCCCGCACACUCGCUCAUCAACAUCGACCUUACCCUACGUCAUCCAAUGCCCCGCGCUUUCAAAGGCUAAGUUCGAAUUUCUUAUCGUAUCCAUUUCAUUACUGUUUCUUUUGGUAUGGUAUUGCACUAACAUUUUCAGCACGAUGAAUCUACAAGAUGGGCGAUAAUUGGGUAGCGGGAGAACAUCAACUAGACGGCGGCUGGGUAGAAUGAGUCCUGGCGUAUCGAUGCAUACUUUCGUAGCCUAGUUGGUUGUAUUACUGCUGAAAUUCAGUUCUCUUUCGCUGCCCUACGUAGUUCUCUGUGAAUUGGGAACUUUGUGAUGGCAGUAGCAAGCCAAUCGGCUGAAAGCUGUUGACAGAAUUUAGAAAGGAG